Messenger RNA from Arctia plantaginis, 273 nucleotides. Lineage: Eukaryota; Metazoa; Arthropoda; Insecta; Lepidoptera; Erebidae. The record is from the annotation of a GenBank genome assembly.
AUGGACAAAAACGAGGCCGAAACAACUAAGGGCAUAUGUGGGCAAGUGCGCCGGUUUCGCGACAAAACCCCAGACUUGUCAACCGAUUUGUCGUUCGAGGAGCUGAGAAACAAAUUCGAUACAAGUGCGCCCCAUGCGGCGAGAAGGGAAAUCGCUUCGAAUCCCGCCACGCACGGUAGCGCCACUCGACAAGUGGUGAGCGGGAAAAUCUUCAAGAAGUGUAAAAGUGCGACUUUUCAAAUAGAUGGCGCUACAUAUACCAUUGGUGAGUAG